AUGGCUGUACAGACGUUUUAUCUUCUCGGCAAUCCCGUCACGUCCGCAAAACAAAUCGAGAUCGAGUCGAACAUUGGCCUCGACGGACUCAAGCACUUGAUUGCCGCGCACUUCGCUAUCGUCGAACCAAAUGUAGGAAUUGCCUUCCAGUUCGAAGAUGCCGAACUCGCCGAUGUUCCAGACAUCACUUUUGCUCAAGGAUCGGUGACGAUCACGAUUGAUGGCCACGCCGUCCGCGAUCGGCGACUUUUCGAGCGAUUCGGUCCGGUUAUUCAGACUAAUAACAUGGGUCGUGUGACCUACCAAACCAACGAUCCGAACAUCGCCGCUAUUGCCUGUGUCGAAUCCCACUUUUUCACCAAGGAGAUCAACAAAGCCCAUCCCCUUUAUGCCCUGAAGACCCCUUCUGCCGGGGUCUUCCUAGGUGAUACCGAUACUCCUGAAUGGAGAGUGGCUCACAAAUUCAUCCUCCCGGCACUAGAUCCUAAAGCGGUUCGCCACUACGCACCUACCAUGCAAAAGACCGUCAAAGAUGCCUGCAAAGUCUUCGAUAAGUUGGAUGAGCAGGGUGAAGCCUGGAAUGUCUACCAGUAUAUGCUGAAGCUUGGUGCUCAGGCUGUGGGCAAGCUUACUCUGGGCUUGGACUUCGAGCACUUUACUUCGCCUGACGCACCUGUUCACGAGAUGGUUCACCUAAUUGCUGAGCUGCUCUCGUUGAAUAAGAAGGUCACUUCGAAGGGUAACUGGUAUAGCAGUCUGCCCUUUGGCGACAAUAAGCGCCUAAAGGAAGUCAAGAGUCGUAUUGAGGGAAUGGUUGAGCAAUCUAUACAGAAUGCUGCCAGAGGUGGUGCAGAUGACCUCCCACUACAAGAUGCGGCAUUACAGGCAUCAAACAUGGCUGACUGUGCUAUCCGUGCUACUGACAAUAAGGGCGAGAAGUUGCCGAAAGAAAGUCUCAUCUGGGCUCUGGUCGUCGCGACAGUCACCUACCAGGGCAUGCAGGAGAGACUUCUCCAAGAACUUAUUGACAACAAUUUCGACAAUCAGACAGAGAUCACUGCCGAUUUUACUAAUCGCCUAGUCUUCCAAGAUAAGUAUAUCAAGGAGAUGCAGCGCAGACACAACCCGUUCUUUCCAACCUGGGCGGACCGCAAAGACCGACCUUAUCCUUCCUGGGGUUACAGAAUUCCCAAGGACGCAGUUAUUAUCCCUGCUAUUCACCAUAUCCACAACAACCCCGAGCUCUGGGACAACCCCUACAAGUUCGACCCAGACCGUUGGGACACCUCGGAGGUCAAGAAUAGACACAAGGCCUCUUACGUUCCAUUCGGUGCUGGUCCGCGUAUGUGCAUCGGGUUCAAGUUUGCACUCCAAGAGAUCAUUCUCCCGAAGCUGAUCUACAACUAUAAGUUUGUUCGCGAGGGCGACGGACCCAUCGAGUACGACCCAAUAUUCCAGCUUAUCCACCCAAACAACUUGGAUGUUCGCGCUCACAAGCGAGUCAAGUGCCCCCCACCCACCACCAAAAAGACUGAGGCUGCUGUUUGA
Molecule: messenger RNA, 1548 nt
Organism: Penicillium canescens
Lineage: Eukaryota; Fungi; Ascomycota; Eurotiomycetes; Eurotiales; Aspergillaceae
Product: cytochrome P450
Exons: 5
Coding region: 1-1548 (515 amino acids)
Molecular function (GO): oxidoreductase activity, acting on paired donors, with incorporation or reduction of molecular oxygen; monooxygenase activity; iron ion binding
Source: RefSeq, a predicted model, not a curated record